Carya illinoinensis is the source of this 1197-nucleotide messenger RNA. RefSeq lists its product as uncharacterized. The record is from RefSeq and is a predicted model, not a curated record. The coding region runs from base 1 to 1197 and encodes 398 amino acids. Gene Ontology annotation, molecular function: RNA-DNA hybrid ribonuclease activity; nucleic acid binding. NCBI's taxonomy places the organism in Eukaryota, Viridiplantae, Streptophyta, Magnoliopsida, Fagales, Juglandaceae. The transcript is spliced from 5 exons.
AUGAUUCAUGGGUUUCCAAUUUGCAGGGGGAAGCUUAGCAUCAACCAUUUAUUUUUUGCAGACGAUAGCUUGCGUUUCUGUCGACCAAAUGCAAGGGAGUGGUCCUCUAUCCAUAUUCUGUUAAAACUCUAUGAAGAAGCCUCUGGCCAGAAACUUAACAAGACAAAAACAUCUAUUUUCUUCAAUCCAAACACAAGAUCAGCAACUAAAGAUUACAUUUUGAGUCUUGCAGGUACUAGAUCAUCUUCUUGCUAUGAAAAGUACCUUGGAUUACCAGCACUCGUAGGUAGAUCCAAAAAUGCUGCUUUCAAGGGUAUCAUUGACAGAAUCAGAGCAAAAGUAGGAAACUGGAAGAAUAAGUUCCUUUCUCAUGCAGAGUCAUGCAUCAUUUUUGGUGGGGCCAGCUUCAAAAUGAAAAAAGGUGCAUUGGGUGUCUUAGAGACAGAUGGGAAGAUUGAAAGCUGCAGGAGGGAAGAUGAUAAAGUGGAAAGACUGAUAAACAAUGAGACCAAGCAAUGGGAUAAGGGCCUGAUUACAGAUGCUCUUGGUUUUGAUACAGCUGCAAUGAUUCUAAAAAUUGCCAUCAGCUCUUCGGGUGCUAAAGAUAAACUAAUAUGGUUGGGCACUAAAGAUGGUUCAUUCACUGUCAAAAUCGUUGCUAGGAGCAUAUGGUUAAGAAGAAACAAGCUACUCUUUGAGGGGUCCUUCUUGCACCCAAACCAGGUUUUGAAACAGGCAUCUCAGUCCCUAGAAGAUUUCAAGGAUGCUGUUGUGGAUAUGCCCCAAAACAGAAUUGGCAUUGGUCUGGUGGCCCGAGACCAUGAGGGCACUGUGUUGGUCACUAAAAAGCUUUCUAUCUCCACCAUUACUGAACCUAUCUUGGUUGAAGCAUUAGGAGCCUUUCAUGCAGCUACCUUGGCAAAGGAACUAGGUUUGAACUCUAUUAUCUUAGAAGGUGAUGCACUCCAGAUUGUGAAUGGAAUCAACCUCCAAGCUAAAAGAUGGGAUAGAGUGGGUAUGAUUUUGUUAGACAAUAAGGUGUUACUCUCUAGCUUGAAUCAAUGGAAGGUAGUUUUUGUUAGGAGAAGUGGUAAUCAGGUUGCUCACGAACUAGCUAAGGAAUCAUUAGAACUAGCUGAGAAUUCGAUUGAACUGGUCUAUCGACCACUUUGUAAUCCUGUUCCACCUUUCCCUUGA